AUGGCUAGACCCUGGAGAGCACUUCAAAAGUUGGAGUUAGUGUAUGGUGAGACAGAGAGUGUGGUAGCAGAAUUUGGACUCAAAGUGGUUGGGUUCCCAAAGAUUAUAAAUAAGCAGGGUGCCUGGUGGCUAGUUGGCUUAGAGACAUGCAGAUCAAUAUUUGAGCCCAAUGGACUUGGUGACAUUGUCCUGUUAGAAUUUAAAGAGAAAAGUGGUUUAUUAAUAUGGGCCGCUAUGACAGACACGAUCUUUGAAGUAUCAACGCGGUAUGAAGUAUAA
This is a messenger RNA of Dovyalis caffra, 279 nucleotides long. The record is from the annotation of a GenBank genome assembly. Lineage: Eukaryota; Viridiplantae; Streptophyta; Magnoliopsida; Malpighiales; Salicaceae.